This is a messenger RNA of Salvia splendens (bonfire salvia), 659 nucleotides long. RefSeq lists its product as uncharacterized. The record is from RefSeq and is a predicted model, not a curated record. Lineage: Eukaryota; Viridiplantae; Streptophyta; Magnoliopsida; Lamiales; Lamiaceae. The coding region runs from base 96 to 659 and encodes 187 amino acids. The transcript has 2 exons.
ACAUCAACGUCCUAGUGAGCAACACUGACAAGCCUCGGUACCGCACAAGAAAAGGUCAAAUUGCCACCAACACGUUAGCUGUUUGUACUCGGAACAUGCAGUUUGUGUACAUGCUACCCCGUUGGGAGGGUUUGACGGGUGAUUCACGUGUACUGCGGGACGCCGUUUGUCGGCCGAAUGGACUUAAGGUCCCAGAAGGUUGUUAUUAUCUUUGUGAUAACAGAUAUGCCAAUAGCAAGGGAUUCUUGACUCCCUACAAAGGUGUCCGAUACCAUCUCAAAGAAUGGGAUCCGGGCAAUGCGAUGCCGCAAAACCCGAAGGAGAUGUUCAACAUGCGCCAUACGAGAGCAAGAAAUGUCAUCGAGCGCGCCUUUGCAGUACUGAAGAUGCGUUGGGGCAUUCUACGUGUUGCUUCUUACUACCCAAUCAAAACUCAAAUAAGGCUAAUCAUGACGUGUUUUUUGCUGCAUAAUUUUAUACGUCGCGAAAUGGCCAUUGAUCCUAUUGAAGCCCAGCUGGAUGGACUUAAUGAAUACAACUCAAACGUAUAUGACGGUGGUGUACCCGACCAUGUCGAAAACGUUGAGCCUUCUGAGGAAUGGUCUCAGUUUCGCGACAAUUUAGCUGAAAUGAUGUGGGCUAAUAGAUACCGCGGAUGA